GAUGUGGUAUGACCCGGUAAUUUAAGGUGCUGCCAGUUGCCCACAAAUCCAAGUACAGAACCAACGGGCUUUUUUUUUUAUUUUGCGCGUUGAGUAAAAUCGGUGAUACCCCCUAAACCAGCCUUUUCGUGCAAAUGGACACCGAAGGAGCGCAGCAGAGUUCUAAUCUGCCACAGAUGGAUUCUUCAUCUCCAUCACCAAACCCAGUUUCUCCAGUGCCGUUGAACAAUAGCAAUCCAACCAGUGCCCCAAGAUUUGGAACAGUCAUUCCCAAUCGGAUUUUUGUAGGAGGGAUCGAUUUUAAAACAAAUGAAAAUGACCUAAGAAAAUUUUUUGCUCAGUAUGGAACAGUUAAAGAAGUCAAAAUAGUAAAUGACAGAGCUGGCGUUUCUAAAGGGUAUGGGUUUAUUACCUUUGAAACCCAGGAAGAUGCUCAAAAGAUCUUACAGGAGGCAGAAAAGUUGAAUUACAAAGAUAAAAAACUGAAUAUUGGCCCAGCAAUAAGAAAGCAACAAGUGGGGAUUCCACGAACAAGUUUAAUGCCAGCAGCUGGGACAAUGUAUUUGACCACUUCAACUGGAUAUCCUUACACAUACCACAAUGGAGUGGCUUACUUCCAUAGUCCAGAAAUCACUUCUGUUCCACAACCUUGGCCUCCUCGUUCUAUUUCAAGCUCACCAGUAAUGGUAGCUCAUCAAGCUCAGCCAAUUUAUCAGCAGCCAGCAUACCAUUAUCAGGCACCAGCUCAUUGUCUCGCAGGUCAGUGGCAGUGGGGAUUGCCUCAGUCACCAGCAUCUACAGCUUCUGUGUUGUACCUCCAACCAUCUGAGAUAAUAUAUCAACCAGUGGAAAUGCCUCAAGACGGUGGGUGUGCACCUCCUCCACUUCCAAUGAUGGAAGCUUCUAUGCCAGAGGUGAGAGAACUCCUUAUUACAACAUUGAUUCACCUUCUCCAGAGGUGUGUGAGGAGCCUUUCUUGUGCUGAUCAAAUACACUGGCUUGGCAUCUGGCUGUGAAAUGAUGUGAUGAAUUGCUUUCAGCUUCCCAGGGUCUUUAAAUAAUUGUGGGGAUUCCACACUAAAGUUUUUUAUACUUGUUUGGCUUCCCAAUUCUUCCAUUUUUGGUAGGUGUGUAAGCUCUUGUAUUUAACAGUGAUCAAUCUGGGUUCUGGAUCAUGUACACGAUUUCUGUGAUUUUUCUUUUCUUUGUAUUGAUGUGUGUCCGCCAUCUGUGCCUUAACUUUAAAUUAAGCCUCCUGCUCCAUGGAAAUAGAUACUUAACGGCUGGAGUAAGUCUUUCUUUAACCACAGUUGUGUGUAAGGAAGAACUGAAACUCCAACCAAAGUAUUUAGUUUGAAGUUGCUUUGCCUAUUGGUCAGACUUUCUGCACUUUGACAGUUUCCAUUUGAUCUUAUCAUUUUUCCCCAGAAAUGGCAGUUCAUUUGUCUUUAAACUUCAAACUAGUAGUCUUAAUGAAUUUCUCUUUAUUUUCUGGCUGAGAUCUUUUUAUUGUGGCCUGCUGCUUUAAAUUCCUUUUACAGGAAUGACCCUCUGUAUUUUUAGAAGAGCAGUCUUUGUGCUGAUGCACUCUUUUUUUGCCAUAGUGACAAUACAAUGAUUUCAAC
Molecule: messenger RNA, 1625 nt
Organism: Chiloscyllium plagiosum (whitespotted bambooshark)
Lineage: Eukaryota; Metazoa; Chordata; Chondrichthyes; Orectolobiformes; Hemiscylliidae
Source: RefSeq, a predicted model, not a curated record